Messenger RNA from Lycium barbarum (goji berry), 1551 nucleotides. RefSeq lists its product as uncharacterized. Bases 94 to 1542 code for a protein of 482 amino acids. Lineage: Eukaryota; Viridiplantae; Streptophyta; Magnoliopsida; Solanales; Solanaceae. Gene Ontology annotation, molecular function: guanyl-nucleotide exchange factor activity; translation elongation factor activity. Gene Ontology annotation, cellular component: cytosol; eukaryotic translation elongation factor 1 complex. The record is from RefSeq and is a predicted model, not a curated record. The transcript has 3 exons. Gene Ontology annotation, biological process: translational elongation.
AGAUUCCUAUUUCGAGAUUAAAAGAAGAAAUGCUAAGUGCACUGAAGCGUCUCAAAGAAAAGCAUCUUGAUCUUUUGACUAGCCCAAUUCAUCAUGGUAAGAAACAGGGGAAGUAUGGGUAUGGUCAAAGUUGGUCCAGCGGGAGAACUGGGAGAAUCAGGAACCUGUUGGGAUGAAAAGGGACGAGGAGAAGUAGCACAGAUUUUUGUUUCCUACAAUCAUAACACUAUUUGUACACUGCAGUUCCUUUUCUUUGAUGAGAAUGGCAAAUCCAUGUUGUCAAAGAGGCAUGGUGUUGAUGGUGGUGUAAACUUCAAUUCAGCUCUUUUUGAUUAUCCAUCAGAGUUUCUUACUUCCAUCAGUGGUUCAAUCCGAUCAUUGAGGAAUGGAGAUAGUAUCUUGAGCUUAAUAACAUUUGGAACCAGCAAGGGUUCCUAUGGACCAUUCGGGACAAUUUUAGCUGAUGCCAUAGACUUCAACUUUCAGAUAGGAAAUUAUCCUUCUUUUGGUGGUUUUCAUGGCAGUACAAAUAAUAGUCAUGGCAUUGAGAGUAUCGGGGUCUAUAUGAAGCCCAUCACAAUCUCCGUACUCAAUUCUAAAGAUUCUCCAUUUAAGUUUAGAAAGGAAGAAAAAGAUUCAUCCAUCUUCUACGAAUUUCUAAAUGAUAUUGGUAUUGUACCAAUGCUAUCAAAAUUGACUCAUGUUUUUAAGGUGAUCACUGGUGGAGUAGCAGAAGCAGCCCCAGCUGAGGAGAAGAAGGAAGAGAAAGAAGAGAGUGAUGAUGAUACGGGAUUCUCAGUGAUCCCCCCAGUCUUGAAAGGCUCUUAUUAUCAUCAAGCAAUGGCUGUUGCAUUCCACAAUCUUAACUCUGCCUCUGGCCUCAAGAAGCUUGAUGAGUACCUCUUGACUCGCAGUUACAUCUCUGGGUACCAAGCCUCAAAGGGUGAUAUCACUGUGUAUUCAUCUCUAGCUAAAGCCCCAUCUGCUGAAUAUGUUAAUGCAUCUAGGUGGUACAAGCACAUCGAUGCACUUUUGAGAAUCUCUGGUGUAUCUGGGGAAGGCGCUGGUGUUGCUGUAGAGGGGUCUGCACCAAUCACUGAAGAGGCAGUGGCAACUGCCCCUGCUGCUGACGCUAAGACCUCAGCUGCUGACGAAGAAGAAGAUGAUGAUGAUGUCGACCUGUUUGGUGAGGAAACUGAAGAGGAAAAGAAGGCUGCUGAAAAACGUGCUGCAGCAGUGAAGGCUUCAGGAAAGAAGAAAGAAUCUGGCAAGUCCUCAGUUCUCUUCGAUGUCAAGCCAUGGGAUGAUGAGACUGACAUGAAAAAGCUUGAAGAAGCUGUUCGAAGUGUUCACUUGGAAGGAUUGACUUAUGGAGCAUCUAAACUUGUUCCCGUUGGUUAUGGUAUUAAGAAGUUGCAAAUUAUGCUUACCAUUGUGGAUGACUUGGUCUCUGUGGAUGAUCUCAUUGAGAAUUAUCUCACUGUUGAACCUAUCAAUAAGUAUGUUCAGAGCUGUGAUAUUGUUGCUUUCAACAAAAUAUGAAUUCUGUUA